AUGUCGCACUCUCCCCCUUCGCAGGACUCUGUGACAGAGGAGGGCAAGGGAGGUGAUGCCAAGCAUACUGAGAAGGUCGAGGUUGUGGACACUGUUCAUCAAGAUGAGGCUCUCAAAGUCCUAGAGAACUAUACGGGCGUUGUGACCUGGACACCCGCUGAAGAGAAGAGACUGUACUAUGACAAGGCGAUGCUUUCGCAAGCCGCGUUGUUCGGGCUUCGCGAUGACCUGGAUAUGAUCGAAGGCAGCCGUUACUCCUUCUCAGCAUCUAUAUUCUACCUGGGCUUCAUAGUGGGGGCAUACCCGGCCAUGACCCUCGCGCAAUUGUACCCCAUUGAGCGUGUUGCUUCUCUGAUCACGACUCUUUGGGGCAUCUGCUUGACACUCACUCCUGUAUGCUACAAUUAUCAAGGACUCUACGCACAACGAUUCUUCCUCGGAUUGCUAGAGGCGGGUAUCAGUCCUAUGUUUAUGCUCAUCGUGGGAAGUUGGUACAAGAAGGACGAACAAGCCCUCCGCAUGGGUGUCUGGUACUGCUGGACUGGAUACGUUUCCAUUUUCUCUCCCCUUGUAAACUACGGACUCGGCCACAUCCGAGGGACUCUCUCACCCUGGAAAUAUAUGUAUCUAUUCUCCGGCGCAAUCACUAUCCUCUGGGGAAUCGCUAUUCUUUUCCUCCUCCCUUCAGAUCCCAUCCGAGCAAAAGGGUUCGAUGACCGCCAACGAUUCAUUUCCGUUGCGCGUCUUCGCGUCAACAACUCCGGGGUACGCAAUACGCACUACAAGAAAGGCCAAGUAACCGAGCUACUCAUGGACGUUAAAUUCUGGCUCAUGUUCCUCAUCGCGUUUCUGAGCAUGAUAGCAAACGGUCCCAUAUCGGCAUUCACGCCCAUCAUCAUCUAUUCGAUGGGUUUCAAUACUUUGAAUUCGUUGCUGCUCAUGAUGCCGGCUGGCUUCUAUGCUGGGACACUACAGCUGCUUGCUCCAUACUUGGCUUAUCGAUAUGCUCGUGUCGGAAUUCGGUCGUGGCUAGUUUUCCUGGAUUGUAUAUCGGAUACUGUCUUGGUGAGUUCGUCCGAUAUGGCGAGACAGCCAGCCAGCCUGACUGUGACAGGAAACUUCGUCGGGCCUAUGGUAUUUGAGGAGAAAGACGCCCCUCGCUAUGCUCCUGGGUUUAUUGUAGUCAUUGCGACCUCGAUAGCAGCUGGCCUUCUGGUACUUGUGUAUCGAUACCUUUGUGUCUGGGACAAUCGACGACGCGACAAGCAAGGGGCUGAAGGGUUCGGUAAUGCUUAUCAGGAUGAUCUGACAGACAUGACGAACCCGGAGUUUCGUUACAUUCUUUAA
This is a messenger RNA of Aspergillus melleus, 1347 nucleotides long. RefSeq lists its product as uncharacterized. Gene Ontology annotation, molecular function: transmembrane transporter activity. The transcript has 7 exons. The record is from RefSeq and is a predicted model, not a curated record. Gene Ontology annotation, cellular component: membrane. Gene Ontology annotation, biological process: transmembrane transport. Lineage: Eukaryota; Fungi; Ascomycota; Eurotiomycetes; Eurotiales; Aspergillaceae. Bases 1 to 1347 code for a protein of 448 amino acids.